Melanotaenia boesemani (Boeseman's rainbowfish) is the source of this 1328-nucleotide messenger RNA. RefSeq names its product PABPN1 like, cytoplasmic (gene pabpn1l). Gene Ontology annotation, molecular function: RNA binding. The record is from RefSeq and is a predicted model, not a curated record. The transcript is spliced from 6 exons. Lineage: Eukaryota; Metazoa; Chordata; Actinopteri; Atheriniformes; Melanotaeniidae. Bases 214 to 1002 code for a protein of 262 amino acids.
UCACCACUCUCACAUGCCCUCCGCUGUGCCAAUCAGUCCAGCGCGUCAUGAAUCUCGUGCGCAGGUGAUAUCUAUUAGCUUACCUCAUAUGCCGUCGGGUGUAGUGUCCAUUCACUACCAAACCGUUUCCUUCCGGUGAGAGAUUUUUUUUUUUUCGUAGCGGGUUUGGCAAGCAGCGGUUGGCUUUGCAGAUGCUAAGUCUUAGCAGCUAGCAUGGCGGAAAAUCAUAUGGAGUACCGCUAUCUAGAGGGUGAGAGCAUCGGUGAGCAGUUCACCGAGGACCCGGAGCUGAUGGCCAUCAAGGCCAGGGUCCAGGAGCUGGAGAUGGAAGAAGAGACUGAGAGACUGAAGGAGGAAGAUGAGAGGUGUGCUGCAGAAGAGAUGCAGCUUAUGACCAACAGCCCUCGGCCUGGACCCUUCUAUAAUAUGACUCCUGAAGAGAGGAUAGAUGCAGACAACAGAUCGGUCUAUGUGGGAAAUGUGGAUUAUGGAGCUACUGCAGACGAGUUGGAGAUCCAUUUCAAUGGCUGUGGUCCUGUCAACAGAGUUACCAUCCUGUGUGAUAGGUUCUCCGGUCACCCUAAAGGCUUUGCUUACAUUGAAUUUUCUGAUCGAGACUCUGUGCAGAGUGCUAUUGGUUUACACGAGACGUUGUUCAGAGGAAGAGUCCUCAAGGUAUUGCCUAAGAGAACCAACAUGCCAGGCAUCAGCACCACAGACAGGGGAGGACACAGAGGCGGCCACUCCAGAGGCAGAGGCCGUGGUUACCGUCCUCCCAGAUACCAAAACAGCUCUCGAGGCAGAUUCCGGUACCAGUCGACAAGACCGCAACACCAAACGCCACACCCCUAUUACGGAGGAGCGUCAGUGGGAAAGAGACAGGGACACAUGGACUACCAUGAACAAACACCGAAGCGUUACCCGUGUCUGCUUCUCAUAACACCUCCAUCAGAGGAGCUGGGGGCAGUGUCAAGUGGACAACACUACCCUCAACAACGUUAGCACUACUCCCGGCCUACUUGAUAUGUGGGUGGAUGGGUGUGAUUUUUAAAAGGCAAAUACUUUCAAGUAUUGUGAUGUACAGAACUAACUCCUGCAUCAGUCAUUCAUAGGUGAGAAGUGACAAAAGCAGACUGGGGUCCCCGCUGUUACAUACGCUUAUGUUGCUGUGAAUGCAUGGGACAGUUCUUACAUUGUUAUGCAGUUGCAUCUGUUUUUACAAGUUGAUGGGAAUGUUUUGUGUUGCUGCCUGUAAUAUAUAAACCCUACCUGUGUGUAACUUAAGUUCUUUUGCUAUGUGCAUAAAUAAAAGUAAAAUAACACAUAUA